Messenger RNA from Mercurialis annua (annual mercury), 2109 nucleotides. Its product is annotated as probably inactive receptor-like protein kinase At2g46850. Gene Ontology annotation, molecular function: polysaccharide binding; protein tyrosine kinase activity; ATP binding. The transcript is spliced from 3 exons. Gene Ontology annotation, biological process: protein phosphorylation. The coding region runs from base 89 to 1939 and encodes 616 amino acids. The record is from RefSeq and is a predicted model, not a curated record. Lineage: Eukaryota; Viridiplantae; Streptophyta; Magnoliopsida; Malpighiales; Euphorbiaceae.
UAAGUUAUAAGUAAAGGUGAUGAGGAUACUUUAAUUCUUUUAUCAACUGUUACAUUCACUUCAUUCUCCAUUCCAAACAGUCAACUCAAUGUUACCUCUUCUACUCUUCAUUUCUUUUCUUCUCUAUACACUCUCCAACUCUUCUCCAUUGCCACCAAAUCAAUGCAAUGAAAGCUGCGGAAAGUUGUCCGUACCGUUUCCUUUUCACUUGAACACUUCUUGCUCUUCCGUUUCCAAUGUUUUCAAUCUCUCUUGCUCCAACUCCACCACUCUUUACAUCAACAUCGACUCGCAAACCUAUCGAGUUCUCGAAUUCUACUCCGACGCGAUUCUUGUGGACUUUCCGGGCUCCUCUGCUUGUCGAAGAUACAAUGAUCUUAAAUCUUUUGGUUUCAGAGGAAAUAGUUAUUUUGGGAUUUCGAUAGAUAAUGUUCUUGGCUUGUAUGAUUGUGAAGACUCUUCGCUAUGUAAGGCGGAGUGUGAGACGAUUGACUUGUCUGGAUGCAAUGGAAACGCGGAUGCAUCGCCUUCGUGCUGUUAUCCGCUUUCUGAUCGUAGUUCAUGGGAGUUUGGAGAUGGCUUUUCUGUUUUUUCGAAAUUUGGAUGCAGAGGAUUCGCUUCGUGGGCGGUUUCUCCUGGUUCUAAUAACGGAAAGCGUGGGGUUAAAUUGGAAUGGGCUAUUCCUCGAAAUUUGUCUAAGAUAGCUUGUUCUAACAAUGCAAACACUUUCAAUGCCACUACAGUUAAAGGAGGAGUACGAUGUAAAUGUCAGGAUGGGUUCGUUGGCGAUGGCUAUGCCGGUGGGGCGGGUUGCUUGAAAUCCUGCAUCAAGAAUGGACUGGAAGCAAACGGCACAGACUGCUACACAAAACGACGCAGUGAAAAAACAGUUACAAUUUUAGCUGGAGUUCUCGGCCCAAUAUUUAUAAUUGCCUCCCUGAUAGCACUACUUUGUCUGAUGAAAAAACCUGGCAAAUCGGGCGGAUAUGAUCCUAACCAGGCACAUUUCCAUAGCACAAUCUCAUUCAGAAAAGCCUGCAGGACCCGAUUAUUCAGCUACGAAGAGCUGGAAGAAGCCACAAAAGGAUUUGAAGAUGGUCAGAAACUUGUUCACAGCAGUAAUAGUGGCAGUAUUUAUGCAGGUGUCCUAGGAGACGGUUCACAUAUAGCUGUGCAUAAGGUUCAAUGUCAAGACGAAAGAGACCUAAUGCAGGUCCUAUCAAGGAUUGAGAUUUUAUCCGCAGUUUUACACCGGAAUAUGGCCCGUUUAAUUGGAUGCUGUAUUGACUCUGGCUACACUCCGUUAGUAGUCUACGACUACCCUGCAAAUGGAACACUAGAAGAGCAUUUGAUGCAGGGUAAAGAACAAAAAGUUGGGCUUGAUUGGUACAAGAGACUGAACAUUGCUGCAGAAAUCGCCUGCAUGUUGGCGUUUCUACAGUUCGAAAUAUACCCGUGUGUGUUUCACCAUAAUGUACAAUCGAGCUGCAUAUUUUUAGACGAAGAUUCAUCAGUCCGAAUCGCAGGGUUCAGGUUACUCGAAUCAAAAGAUUCAUACAGAAGCGAUGUGUAUGACUUCGGAGUAGUGCUGCUAGAGCUAAUAACAGGAUCGGAUAGGAAAGAAGUAGCAGCAGUAGCAUUACAGAAGAUAAAAAGCGGAAAGAUCGAAGAAAUAGUGGAUCAAAAUCUGUACUAUCACGAGCAACCAUCGACACGAAAAGAGCAGAUUCAAAGAGUGGCAGACGUAGCAACGAGAUGCGUGUUGUUCGGGGGAGACGGUAAGAUCGGGAUGAUAGAAAUCGCGAGAGAGCUGGUGCAUAUUACGAAAGAGAGUAUCGACGGAGGUAGCAGAAGAGGACCGGCACUUGAAGAGACAUUUUCAAAUUCAAGUCUGCUUCAGAUGAUAUCCAUGUCUCCUGAUUCCAUACAUUUGCCUUAGCAUUUACUCACCAUUACUUAAUUAAUGCCGAGUCCUUUUUCAUAUGCAAGUUAAAAUAUUUGUAGUUGUAAAUCAAACGUAUAUACACAUGCAUGCAUCAUUUUGUUUAACGGGUCUUGCUUGUAUGCAUUUUGUAAGCUAUUCUAAUGGUAUUAUUUGGUGGGUGUGAA